Apiotrichum porosum is the source of this 1713-nucleotide messenger RNA. RefSeq lists its product as uncharacterized. The record is from RefSeq and is a predicted model, not a curated record. Gene Ontology annotation, molecular function: transmembrane transporter activity. The transcript has 3 exons. Gene Ontology annotation, cellular component: fungal-type vacuole membrane; plasma membrane. Lineage: Eukaryota; Fungi; Basidiomycota; Tremellomycetes; Trichosporonales; Trichosporonaceae. Bases 1 to 1713 code for a protein of 570 amino acids. Gene Ontology annotation, biological process: transmembrane transport.
AUGCUGCACUGUAAAAGCAAAUUGAGCAAGGCCAGUGGUCAGUCUCCCUCCCCGCCUCCCCACCUCCGACCCAUACCCGUACCCCGUCCACUGGCCGGCGCGUACUGGCCUAGAACUUUGGCAGCUACACUUUUACUUCUGCUCCCCCCAUCUCGCCACGGGUCGGACACCUCCAUCAACAUGGAAUACGACAAAGACUACAAGCAGCCCGAGUACGGCAACGCUGUCCACGACCUCGAGGCCGGAGCGCAGCACGGCGACGCUGUCAUCCACGACUCUGAGAUCAAGGACCAGAACCCGCUGUUCCGCGGUUUCCGCAAGCUUUUUGACAGCGGUGUCGAGGCUCGUGGUAUCGAGCGUGUGCCAGAGGAUGAGCGCGAUGGCAAGCACACCAUCGGUCUGAUGCUCCUGUGGUGGUCGGUCAACACUGUCGUCUCCACUUUCCCCAUUGGCCUCCUUGCCCAGGCCUACUACACCAUGACCUUUAAGAUGGCCGUCGCGGCCAUUGUGGUCUUCACUGCCAUCGGUGCUGCAUGCACUGGCUUUAUCGCCACCCUCGGCCCCAAGACAGGUCUCCGUACCAUGGUCAUCUCGCGUUACUCGGUCGGCUUUACAGGCGGUACCAUCUUUGCCGUCUUCAACAUCCUGACGCAGCUUGGAUUCUCGUGCACUGCCGUCAUCCUCGGUGGCCAGACCCUCACCAAUGUCAGCAACGACAAGCUCCCGCUCGAGGCCAGUAUUGUCAUUGUCGGUCUCCUCGGCCUGAUCCUCUGCUUUGUCGGAUACAGCGCUGUCCACUACUGGGAGCGCUACUCGUGGAUGGUCAUGGUUACCUUGUUCCUCUGCAUUCUCGGCCUCUCGGCCCACCGCGGCUUUGACGCGUCGGCUCAGGAGCCUCUCCAGGACCAUGGCAAAGCGUUUGCCGGCGACUUCCUCAGCUUUGGCGGUAUUGUCUUUUCGUCUGUUGCCGGUUGGGCUCCUAUCGCCGCCGACUUCAACUGCCGUCUCCCGGCCACCAUCAGCCCCGUCAAGGUCUUCUUCCUCACCUGGUUCGGCCUCAUGGUGCCCCUGCUCUUCAUCGAGAUCCUCGGCGCCGCUGUCAUGACCGUCCCCGACUUUGCCGCCGCUUUCGAGGAAGGUGACGCGUCUGGUGUCCUCCAGGAGGUCUUCAGGCCCUGGGGUGGAGGUGGCAAGUUUAUCCUGGUCAUCUUCUCCUUCUCGAUCAUCGCCAACAUUGCGCCCAACACCUACUCGGCCUCGCUUUCGGCGCAGACCCUUCUGCCCAUCUUCCAGAAGAUCCCCCGUGCCGCCUGGUGUGUGUUCAUGUUCCUGGUCUACACCGCCGCUGCCAUUGGCGGUCGUGAGCACUUUUCCGAGGUGCUCUCCAACUUCCUCGCGAUUCUCGGCUACUGGGUGGCGUUCUUCAUCGUCGUCGUCGCCGAGGAGCACUACAUCUUCCGUCGCCGCAUUGGCUACGACUUUAGCGCCUACAACUCGUUCAGCCGUCUCCCUGUCGGCAUUGCUGGCAUCUUUGCCUGCGCCUGUGGUGCUGGAAUGGCGGUUGUUUCGAUGGCCCAGGUGUGGUACAUUGGUCCCCUCGGCGCCGUGUUUGGCGAGUACGGAGGCGACCUUGGUUUCGAGAUGAGUGCCGCCACCACUGGCAUCCUCUACCCGCCUCUGCGGUAUCUCGAGCUCAAGUACUUUGGUCGUUAG